Messenger RNA from Ilex paraguariensis (yerba mate), 280 nucleotides. The record is from the annotation of a GenBank genome assembly. NCBI's taxonomy places the organism in Eukaryota, Viridiplantae, Streptophyta, Magnoliopsida, Aquifoliales, Aquifoliaceae.
ACCAAAUCUAAUAGGAGAUUUUCCUUUGGAAAACCUUCUAAAAAUCGGAAGAUUUUCAGGCGGAAAAAUGGGCGAUUCGGAGAAAAUGAAUUCGAAGAAAUGGAUUUGGAAAAAUGGGUGGCGGAAAAUUGGAACGGAAAUUUUGUCUGCGGAGUUUUGGGUGACGGAGGAAUUGGUGGUCGGAACUCGGAAGUAUGGAGGCGGAGAAAUGGUCUGAUACCUUCUGAGAGAUUUGGUAACAAUGAUAUUCCUAUUUCCUUGCUACUGGAUAUUCACAGAG